Macrobrachium nipponense is the source of this 1842-nucleotide messenger RNA. Its product is annotated as matrix metalloproteinase-20-like. Gene Ontology annotation, biological process: collagen catabolic process; extracellular matrix organization; proteolysis. NCBI's taxonomy places the organism in Eukaryota, Metazoa, Arthropoda, Malacostraca, Decapoda, Palaemonidae. Gene Ontology annotation, molecular function: zinc ion binding; metalloendopeptidase activity. Gene Ontology annotation, cellular component: extracellular matrix. The coding region runs from base 60 to 863 and encodes 267 amino acids. The record is from RefSeq and is a predicted model, not a curated record. The transcript has 7 exons.
GUUAUCAGGGAUAACUAACAGUCGGCUUGAACAAGUAGGAUUUGUUCUCUUAAAAGGUUAUGAUGGCGUGGACGGCAAUCUUAUUAACGCUGUCCAUUACAGCGGCAGUGUCAAGGUCUCAACCUGUACAGAUCACCGGAACGACGUCGGCACUCAUGUACUUAACGAAAUUCGGCUACAUGGAUCCAGCAUCGACGAAUCCCAAUUCAGGCGCUCUGCUCUCCGCGGAAUCUGUGCACAAAUCCAUCAUGGAAUUCCAGGCGUUCGCUGGCUUGAACCAGACGGGCCAACUGGAUGAUGCGACAAUCCAGAUGAUGAAUACGCCCCGUUGUGGUGUCAAGGACAAAGUCGGUUACGGUUCCGAAGCCCGAAAGAAGCGCUAUGCCCUGGAGGAAUACAGAUGGUCUUCGACCUACCUCACGUACAGAAUCACAAAGUACCCUACGGCUCUUUACAAGGCAGAUGUGGACAGAGGAAUUGCUGCAGCUUUCAAGGUGUGGGAAGACGCCACCAACCUCAAGUUCACAGCUGUGAACGGCGGCCAUGCCACCAUCGAAAUCCGCUUCGAAAGAUACGAGCACGGACACGGAGAUUCGUUCGAUGGACCAGGGGGCACCCUCGCCCAUGCCUACCCUCCAGCCGGCGGUGGUGACAUUCAUUUCGACGAUACUGAAGAGUGGACCAUUUAUAGCUACAAGGGUACCAAUCUUUUACAAGUAGCAGUCCACGAAAUCGGUCACUCCCUUGGAUUGUCUCACUCCACAGUCAAAUCUGCUGUCAUGUUUCCAUACUACAAACACGAUCAGCGGAAAGUCAAGCUUGAUCAAGAUGAUGUAUUGGGUAUUCAGGCUUUGUACGGAUAAAAAUCAACAGGAUCAACUCAACAAUGCAGUACACUGUGGUGUUUCAUAAAUAGUCUUCAGUUGAAUGGAUGGCAAAACCACAUCAUAAUUCUGGACUGAAAAAACGAGUUUGUUUUCAUCUCAUCAAGAUGUUAAGUUAACCACACAAAGUUGAGGUUAUCUAUGACCGAGUGUGGCGGCGCAGCGUUGCCAGAGAUGGGGAUUUAUUCCUAUUUUUAGGGAUUGUGGGUUGCUAAUUGGGUUAUGGGGAUCUAAUGUCAAUUUAGACUCAAAUCUAGGGAUUAAUUGUCCCUAAUGCUCGAGUAUCUUAAUUUUAAGCCUAAGCCAAAAGAAGACAAAUCUGUUUGUAAAAAAGUAAAUAAUUCAAGAUUUCCAAACAGUUACUUCAAGUAAGAGUUGUCGACGAGUAGACAGAAAAUUCCCAAAUACAAUAAAAAUAGAGAGGCGUUACCAUGAAUCAGAAAUGCCACCAGAGGAAUUUUGGAAUCAUAUCACAAAAAUGGAAAAAGGUGAUGAUAGAAAGAGUUUUCUGUUUUAACCAAUUUUCUAUUCUCCAUAUUAAGCCUCCCUCAUUCAAGAGCUACAGCAGAAGGAAUAUUUUCUGCUGUUAAUAUAAUGAAAACGAAAACAGAGGAACAGGUUGUCAUCACAAACUGUAUGUGACUGGCUUUAUUCUAAGUGAUAUUUAAAAGACAACACUUGCUUUAAUUUCCAUUUGAUAAGAUAAUGAUUAGUAAAAUGAAUUCCAGCCUAGAAGUUGAUGGGGAAAAUUAUUCUGAUUAAACGACAUAUUUUCAUAUUGUUAACGAUUUUCAUAUUCAUUACAGUGUUAUUGUAACUUACGAAAGCAAAAUGACAGGCUUUCUCUAGUAUACUCAAAGAAUUGUGUUAAUUUGUAAGUUUUUUCUAAUCUAAUGUAUACUUUAUUUUGUUCCAAUGAAAAUGUAAAUUAGUUUUAGUUUUUCAUAAUAUUGUAAAU